This is a messenger RNA of Trachemys scripta elegans, 4127 nucleotides long. RefSeq names its product SMAD specific E3 ubiquitin protein ligase 2 (gene SMURF2). The transcript has 20 exons. Bases 157 to 2478 code for a protein of 773 amino acids. The record is from RefSeq and is a predicted model, not a curated record. Gene Ontology annotation, molecular function: ubiquitin protein ligase activity; protein binding. Lineage: Eukaryota; Metazoa; Chordata; Testudines; Emydidae. Gene Ontology annotation, biological process: negative regulation of BMP signaling pathway; ubiquitin-dependent protein catabolic process.
CCCGCUUAUGGCGACGCUGGGCACAUCCGGGCUUCUCCUCGUCCGGCGGCCGCCGCCGCCGCUGCUGCCCUGAGCGCCCAGCCCGACUCCAUUAGCGCGUCCCCCCUUCCUGCCCGGCCCCAGAGGCAGCGCCGAGCCCCAGCCGCGGCCGGGGACAUGUCCAACCAGGGGGCCCGGAGGAACGGGCCCGUCAAGCUGCGACUGACAGUACUAUGUGCAAAAAACUUGGUGAAAAAGGAUUUUUUCCGACUUCCUGAUCCAUUUGCUAAGGUGGUGGUCGACGGAUCUGGCCAAUGCCAUUCUACAGAUACUGUGAAGAAUACGCUUGAUCCAAAGUGGAAUCAGCAUUAUGACCUAUAUAUUGGGAAGUCAGAUUCAAUAACAAUCAGUGUAUGGAACCACAAGAAAAUCCAUAAAAAACAAGGAGCUGGUUUUCUGGGUUGUGUGAGACUUCUUUCAAAUGCAAUCAACCGCCUUAAAGACACUGGUUAUCAGAGGUUGGAUCUAUGCAAACUUGGGCCAAAUGACAAUGAUACAGUUAGAGGACAGAUAGUAGUAAGUCUUCAAUCCAGAGACCGAAUAGGCACAGGAGGACAAGUUGUGGAUUGCAGUCGUUUAUUUGACAAUGAUCUACCAGAUGGUUGGGAGGAGCGGAGAACUGCCUCUGGAAGGAUCCAGUAUUUAAAUCACAUUACACGGACAACUCAGUGGGAGCGACCAACACGACCAGCAUCUGAAUAUUCUAGUCCAGGCAGACCUCUGAGCUGCUUUGUGGAUGAGAACACACCAGUUACAGGAACAAAUGGUGCGACAUGUGGACAGUCAUCAGAUCCCAGAUUGGCAGAGAGAAGAGUCAGGUCUCAAAGGCAUAGGAAUUACAUGAGCAGAACACAUUUACAUACUCCUCCUGACCUGCCUGAGGGAUAUGAGCAAAGGACAACUCAGCAAGGUCAGGUCUAUUUCCUGCAUACUCAGACCGGUGUAAGCACAUGGCAUGACCCAAGAGUACCAAGGGAUCUUAGCAACAUCAAUUGUGAAGAGCUUGGUCCACUGCCUCCUGGAUGGGAGAUCCGUAAUACAGCAACAGGCAGAGUUUAUUUUGUCGACCAUAACAACAGAACGACACAGUUUACAGAUCCGCGGCUAUCUGCUAAUUUGCACUUAGUUUUAAAGGGCGUGGCCACUGUGAUGUCAUGGGGGGGCAGGUGCCAUCCAAUGGAAGAGAUCUGCCACCCCAGCCGUCAGAACCAACUUAAAGAUCAUCAGCAGCAACAGCAGGUAGUAUCAUUGUGCCAGCUUCCAGAUGAGGCAGAAUGUCUGACUGUGCCAAGGUAUAAGCGAGACCUAGUGCAGAAACUCAAGAUUCUGAGGCAAGAAUUGUCACAGCACCAACCCCAAGCUGGCCACUGUCGUAUUGAAGUCUCCAGGGAAGAGAUUUUUGAGGAGUCUUACAGGCAAGUCAUGAAGAUGAGGCCGAAGGACCUGUGGAAGCGAUUAAUGAUAAAAUUUCGUGGAGAAGAAGGCCUUGAUUAUGGAGGGGUUGCCAGGGAAUGGCUUUACCUGUUGUCUCAUGAAAUGUUGAAUCCAUAUUAUGGCCUCUUCCAGUAUUCACGAGAUGAUAUCUAUACGCUGCAAAUCAACCCAGACUCUGCAGUUAACCCGGAACACUUAUCAUAUUUCCAUUUUGUUGGACGGAUUAUGGGGAUGGCUGUGUUUCAUGGACAUUAUAUUGAUGGGGGCUUCACAUUGCCUUUCUAUAAGCAAUUGCUAGGAAAGCCAAUUACUCUUGAUGACAUGGAAUUGGUUGACCCAGAUCUUCAUAACAGCUUAGUCUGGAUACUAGAGAAUGAUAUUACAGGCGUCUUGGACCAUACGUUCUGUGUGGAACACAAUGCUUAUGGGGAAAUUAUUCAACAUGAACUGAAACCCAAUGGCAAAAGCAUCCCAGUCACAGAGGAAAAUAAAAAAGAAUAUGUCAGGCUUUAUGUAAACUGGCGGUUUUUACGAGGAAUUGAAGCUCAGUUUCUAGCACUGCAGAAGGGAUUUAAUGAAGUCAUCCCACAACAUCUGUUGAAGACAUUUGAUGAGAAGGAGUUAGAGCUCAUCAUUUGUGGACUUGGAAAGAUUGAUGUUAAUGACUGGAAGGCAAAUACUAGGUUAAAACACUGUACUCCAGACAGCAACAUUGUGAAAUGGUUCUGGAAAGCUGUGGAGCUCUUCGAUGAAGAGAGGAGAGCACGAUUGCUCCAGUUUGUGACCGGCUCAUCCAGAGUGCCUCUUCAGGGUUUUAAAGCAUUACAAGGUGCUGCGGGGCCCAGGCUAUUUACAAUACACCAGAUUGAUGCCAGCACUAAUAACUUGCCGAAAGCUCAUACCUGCUUUAAUCGAAUAGACAUUCCUCCCUAUGAAAGCUAUGACAAGCUGUAUGAGAAGCUGCUAACCGCCAUUGAAGAAACAUGUGGGUUUGCUGUGGAAUGACCCUUUGCAGACUUACCUGAGACUCUAUUUAUACUCCUGUCAGCCAGAAAGCCCUCCCCUCAGCCAAGACUCAAGAAAUGCUUGAAAUACAGGAAUGCUUUUCCUCUUUUACUCAAGAACACUGUGAGGAAAAGGACAAUUUUGGAAAUUUUUUUUUUUUUUUUGCCUUCAAGAAAAUAGGUCCCGUGGCUCUUGCCGUGGAACCAUUCAGCUGCUAUUAAAAACUAAUCUCUUGACCAUACAGAAUGCUGACUUUUACUACAUUUUGACAGUUAAGCAGUAUUCUACACUUAAAGACUACUACUAUUUUUGUAAAAGGUAAUCUGUUCUAUUUGCCUACCUGAUUUCUAUUCUCACAGACAAGAAGACACAACUUCAGCAGUCGGUACAAAUCACGUUUCAGCUCGAAUAAACAUACUGAACAGCAUCUAUACCUGCUAUUUAAAAAAAAAAAUUUUUUUUGGAUUAUUCUAACUUUGCAUAAAAUUGGUUAAAAGAAUCAUUAACUUUUUAAUUACAGCCACUUACAUGUUAACUGCGUUUUCUUAUAGUGAAAUAUUAUAUUCUGCAUUAUAUGUUCAACUUAAAUGUUACCCAGAAUUGGGCUUUUUUAUAUUUUUCAAGCAUGAAUUACAGACAUGAAGUUCUGUGUCCUGUUUCUAUCAGUUGUCAGAUUCCUAGUAUGAGUGAAAUACUGCAUUUGGUACAGUACUUUGUGUUAAAUGUGGAAUAGUCCUUUUUUAAAGAGCAUUAGUCAUUUCAGUUUUUUUAAACAAGCAUUUUUGUAACAAGUUGAUAUUGUCGAGAGUAUUUUUGGUUUUGCUUUCAAUUUAAAACAAAUGCUACAUUUUAAAAAAAUUCUUAAAGCAUGCUGAUGAGGUGAUGUUGACAGUCUUCUGCCUGGUCAUCAGUUCAUGUUUCAGAACCCACUGUGUCUAUCUAAUCAACCAAAGCUUUUUAUGUUCAAAUGCAGCCAAUUCACAUUGUGUACUUUUUGAUGCUUAAAGACUUAUCAGGUAAACCACCUUUUAAUCUUUGUUUGGCUGCUCAUGUCUUGUGGGUUUGCACAAUUUACAAAUAAGGAAAAGUAACUAACUCAAAUGGCAAAAGCUCUUCUGUUAAACAUGCACGAUGUGAUGUGCUUUGAAAAUGAGGUGAGUAAAGCACAACAUUGUCACUGGUUGUAGGGAUGAGAGUAAAUAAUAUGUAAGAGUUAAACUGUGGGUUGGACAGUUCAAAUGGGAACAUAAUGCACUACCAAUGGAGGGAAUCCUGGGCUGUUCAAAUGAGCAUCCUACUGUGAGGUCAGAGUGCUGUUUUUUUGGGGUGUGGAGAAGGUAGGCUACUCACUGCAUAUUUUUUAUAGCAGCAUUCUUCUGCAUGAUCUGUAAUCUACAACUGGCAUUUUGCCUGCCCUCUUGCACAGUAAUGAGGGGAGCAACAUUUGGAGGUAAUUUCGAAUUUUUCUAGUCAGUGUUGGGUUGUUGUUUUUUAACUUGGAUCAUAAUUAAUCAUUAGAAAUCUGCACUAUUUUUACAUUAAUGAGAAACAAGAGUCUUGAACUCACUAAGACAAUGGGAUGUAAACAAUUAUUUCCUUUCACAGCAUAAGUUAUAUAAUGAACUAGUGAUUUUUUUUUUUGUCUUGUC